GGGGGAGGGAGGGAGGGAGCGAGGAGUUCCCGGGGGCUCGGUACGGCGCUGCGCUUCCCCCCAUCCCCUCCUCCUCCUCCUUCUCCUCCUCCUCCUCCCGCUCCUCCCGCUCCCCCCGCCGCUGUCCCCGCGCUCCCGGCCGGGGCUCAGGCCGCCGAUCGCAGCCGAGCCGAGGCGAGGCCGAGCCGCCGCCGGGCGCUGCGCAGGUUUGGACCGCGCGCCAUUUUGUGAGGGCAGCGAACAGCCAGAGCCCGGCCGGGGACCCGCCGGGCCGCCCGGGCUCCCCUUCCCACCGCGGGCAGACCCGCGGCCCGAGGGAGGAGGAGGCGCCGCCGCCGCCGAGGCCCCCGGGGAAGAGCGGGAGGACGCGCCCGGCGCUCGCCCCGCGGAGGGAGAGGCCUCGCCCCGAGAGAAGCCGCCGCACGGUGUUGUUUGCUGCUGGACUCCCCCUGUCCCCACAACCCCGCAGGAUGAUAUGAGACUUGAAAGAAGACGAUGCAUACAGGAGGAGAGACUUCAGCAUGCAAACCUUCAUCUGUUCGGCUUGCACCAUCGUUUUCAUUCCAUGCUGCUGGCCUUCAGAUGGCUGGACAGAUGUCCCAUUCGCAUCAGCAGUACAGUGACCGGCGGCAGCAGAGCAUCAGUGACCAGCAGGUCUCGGCCUUAUCCUACGCUGAGCAGCUCGAGCAGCCACUCCCCCUGACAAACCAGAGGCGGAUGCCCCAAACUUUUCGUGAUCCAGCCACUGCUCCACUGAGGAAACUCUCCGUAGAUUUGAUCAAAACAUACAAGCAUAUUAAUGAGGUUUACUAUGCAAAAAAAAAACGGCGGCAUCAGCAGGGCCAGGGAGAUGAUUCCAGUCACAAAAAGGAGAGGAAAGUUUACAAUGAUGGUUAUGAUGAUGACAACUACGACUACAUUGUGAAAAAUGGGGAGAAGUGGAUGGACCGCUAUGAAAUCGACUCCUUGAUAGGCAAAGGAUCCUUUGGACAGGUGGUGAAGGCUUAUGACCGAGUGGAGCAGGAGUGGGUGGCCAUCAAAAUCAUCAAAAACAAGAAGGCUUUCCUAAACCAGGCCCAGAUUGAAGUGAGACUGCUCGAGCUGAUGAACAAACAUGACACUGAGAUGAAGUACUACAUAGUGCAUUUGAAGCGUCACUUCAUGUUCAGGAACCACCUGUGCUUGGUGUUUGAGAUGCUGUCCUACAACCUGUACGACCUGCUGAGGAACACCAACUUCCGCGGCGUGUCGCUCAACCUGACGCGCAAGUUCGCGCAGCAGAUGUGCACGGCCCUGCUCUUCCUGGCCACCCCCGAGCUCAGCAUCAUUCACUGUGACCUAAAACCAGAGAACAUCCUGCUCUGCAACCCCAAAAGGAGCGCCAUCAAGAUUGUGGAUUUUGGCAGUUCGUGUCAGCUUGGGCAGAGGAUAUACCAAUAUAUCCAGAGUCGUUUUUAUCGCUCACCAGAGGUGCUACUGGGAAUGCCUUAUGACCUUGCCAUUGAUAUGUGGUCCCUUGGGUGUAUUUUAGUCGAGAUGCACACUGGAGAGCCUCUCUUUAGUGGGGCAAAUGAGGUGGAUCAGAUGAAUAAAAUAGUGGAAGUUUUGGGGAUACCACCAACCCACAUCCUCGACCAAGCACCCAAAGCAAGGAAGUUCUUUGAGAAGUUGCCAGAUAGCACUUGGAACUUGAAGAAGACCAAAGAUGGAAAAAGGGAAUACAAACCACCGGGAACUCGCAAACUCCACAAUAUCCUGGGAGUUGAGACAGGAGGGCCUGGUGGGCGCCGUGCUGGGGAGUCAGGUCAUACUGUAGCUGACUACUUGAAGUUCAAAGACCUCAUCUUAAGGAUGCUUGACUAUGACCCCAAGACACGAAUCCAGCCCUACUACGCCCUGCAGCACAGUUUCUUCAAGAAAACGGCGGACGAAGGUACCAACACGAGUAACAGCGUGUCCACGAGUCCUGCCAUGGAGCAGUCACAGUCUUCAGGAACCACCUCUAGUACAUCUUCAAGCUCAGGUGGAUCUUCUGGCACGAGCAACAGCGGAAGGGCGCGGUCGGACCCCACGCACCAGCAUCGACACAGCGGUGGGCACUUCACUGCUGCUGUGCAAGCCAUGGACUGUGAAACACACAGCCCACAGGUUCGGCAGCAGUUUCCCCCUCCCAUCGGUUGGACAGCCACCGAAGCUCCCACCCAGGUCACCGUGGAGAACCACCCGGUUCAGGAAACCACCUUCCACGUCAACCCUCAGCAACAGAACGCAUUACACCAUCACCACGGCAACAGCUCCCACCACCACCACCAUCACCACCACCACCACCACCACCAUGGACAGCAAGCCUUGGGCAGCCGGACCAGGCCGAGAGUCUACAAUUCUCCAACAAACAGCUCCUCCACCCAGGAUUCUAUGGAGGUGGGCCACAGUCACCACUCCAUGACAUCCCUGUCUUCCUCAACUACUUCUUCCUCUACAUCUUCCUCCUCUACUGGUAACCAAGGCAAUCAGGCCUAUCAGAACCGCCCAGUGGCUGCUAAUACCUUGGACUUUGGACAGAACGGAGCUAUGGACAUGAAUUUAACAGUCUACUCUAAUCCUCGCCAAGAAACUGGCAUAGCUGGACAUCCCACGUACCAGUUUUCUGCUAAUACAGGUCCUGCUCAUUACAUGACUGAAGGACACCUUGCCAUGAGGCAAGGCAUUGAUAGAGAAGAGUCUCCCAUGACAGGAGUUUGUGUUCAGCAAAGUCCUGUGGCUAGCUCGUGACUAAACUGAAACUAAGUUUGUUUCUUGUGUGUUUUUAUAGAAGUGGUGUUUUUCCAAAAAAAAAAAAAAACAAAGUGCAAAGCUGCUUGAAUCAGAAGGAGAUAAACUCACUGAACCGCUACAGGAGGGCAAAGUUGACUAUUUUUUUAAACUUGAAAAGAUUGCAAAGGGACAAUGAAGUUUUUUGUUUUGUUGGUUUUUUGCUGGGGGGAGGUUUUUUUGGUUGGCUUUUUUUUUUUUUUUUUUUUUUUUUUUUUAAGAGCCAUGUCUGGACCCACCUUAACAGAUAGCUUAGUGGUGUUCACCUUUUGCUUCCCCCAUUUUAACUUGCCACAACCUAGUCAUAGCUUGGUUUUUUUGGGGAGGGGUUUUGAUUUUUUUUAAUUUUAAUUUUAAUUUUUUUUUUUUUUGCUCUCAUUCGACAGGGGUUAUUGUUCAAAUGUUAGUCAUAGUUGCAAACUAGUUUCUUUUUAAAGGCAUUGCACAUGAUUUCUAAAAAAAGGCCCUUUGAAGUUUUUUGGGUGGGAGGGGGAGUGAGUAAUAUAUAUAUUUUUUUUAGUUCCCCAAACAACCAUGGGCACAGAAAUGCAGUACUGUAAGAAAGAGGGACCUUCAGAUUACACAAAUAUAUUAUUCUUCAGCUGUAAAAAGGGACGGUUGUGACGGAGUUUGUGAGGCACAUUGAGCAUGCGAAGUGGCGGUGAGCAGAACUCUCCUUUUCUGAAUCUACUGAGGAUCAAAGCAGCAAUUGUGAUGGGAACCCUGUGGGUGCCACCUUUUGGAGCCCACGGGCAGUUAGGAUGGAAAUCUGACUGGUUUCAUAACUGAGGUGCACUGAGAAGCAAUCAACGGGUCGGUCCUGGCCAGUCCUGGGGAGGUCUAAGUGGUGGUCUUUGGGAUAACCUUUGGCCUUAUGGAUUUGGACUCUUAAGUUAGAAGAGCCUACCAUUUCAGAUGCAAUCACUUUUGGACAUGCUUUUGCAGACAGUCCUUAAUGCUGAAAACACAGAGAAUGGGUAAUUCAAGAGGCCUUUCUUUUAAAAUAGACUUUUGUGACCCACUUAUUGUAAGGUAUUGCAAGGUCACUUUGCGUGUGUCAUAAAGUUGACUUCCUUAUUGGUUGAAGGUCACAGGAGUAGUGGUUUGCGUUUGAUGGAAAUAGCUACAACUGUGUCCCUUCCUGCUUUUUACUUUUUUCUUUUGCUUUUUCUCGGCACGUGGUUUUCUCCACCAUUACUUCUGCACAAAGACGUCUUCUGUUCAUCCUGAACAUUUUUAAAAAAAAAAAAAAAUGCAGAAUUUUAUGUGACUGCUUUUUUGCCUCACAAUUAUGCUGUGAAUUUUACAAAAAUUUAUUUUCUUUUUUGAUAAUUUAUUGUACCAAAGCUGUUUUUAUAGCACAUAGAUGUCUGUAACCAAUAAUGUAGCAGUUCUGCACUUUGACACAAGGUGUAACUAGACCAUUUUUAAAUGUCAGUUGAAAAAUUAUGGCUGUACUAUUGCUUAAACAAAACUGGAACUGUCGUUGAAUUCAUAGCCAAUACAUUUACAGCAAUCUGUGUACUGAAGAUAAUAGAUUGACAUCUACUUGGAGACUAUAACAUCUGUUACAUUAUCAAUGUGUUCAGGCUUCUGAAGGUUAAAAGGGACACUAGAUCCAGAAGCUAUGAAACCAGCAGUUGAUUCUUGUAUUCCUUAUUAACAGAGUUGUAAACUUGAAGGCAAAGACCUUGAUUGCAUGAACAGGUCCAAAAAAACAAUAGGCUGAGUAAAGCAAAACCCUCAAGGGAGACCUGAGGUUAGCAGGCUGUAUUUAACAGGUGCCUAAUUUUUGGGUAACGCUGCCUUAAUAUAACACAGUCAGCUUGGCAGUUGCAAAAUUUAUGGGCCCAUCCAAGAGAUUUUUUUUUUUUUUUUUUUUUUUUUUUUGUGGGAAAAGGAAAAAAAAAAACCAAACAGCUGCGUGAGGAAAAACACCUUGGUGAAAGAAUGAAGGUGAGUUCCUAGCUUGCCCAUCCCAGAUGAACAGUGUUGCCCAUCCUCUCUUACAGAAGCAGUGAUCUACCUCUGCCAGCCAGCCCUUGGAAAAGUUAAUUUUAGCAGCAAAUGGUCAAUUCCAUGCGGCCAAGUCGUUUUUUCAGUGGAAAAGGUGGAAUUUUUUAUACUCACAGUGGCAACACAGCAGCUGACUACCAUGUAAAUGGGAAGGAAUCCUUGGGAUUAGGGGUUUUUUUUUGUAAAUCAUGAUUUUCUUAUCAGAUAUUUCUUUUUGUACUGACACAUCAACCCUGUGGAUGAAAGCAGAUUUUUUUUCUUCCCCCCCCCCCCCCCCCCCCCUUUUUUUGUUUUGUUUUAUUUGGUUUGGUUUUCUUUGGAAGCUCAGUAAUUCAGAGAAGUUUAUGAGAUUGGGAAGGCUGUCACCUUAGAAAAGAAUGCUGAGUUUAGCAAUAUCAACUAAAAGGAAUCUUACUGCUGCCUAGGAAUAGAAGGGUCAUGUGGAAUCUGGGUAACACCACGCGCCACCCCUUAGCAAGCGCCAAAAAACCCCCACCAAACCUAAAGCAGUUCAAAGAAAUAACCUCUACAUCAAGAAGAAAACAAACAAACAAACAAAAAAAAAUUCAUCAAAUCCAGUGCUUCUGCAUACUGUGUUAUGUUACAGUCCAGUUUUGUGUGCUUUACUACACAGUUUGGUUACAGGACUUCUGUGCAUUGUAAACAUAAACAGCAUGGAAAAGGUUAAAUACCUGUGUUCAGAUUGUAAGAUCUAGUCCGGACUUGCUGUGUAUAUUGUAACGUUAAAUGAAAAGACAAGCCCUUUGUAUUAUAGUCAUGCAGUCUUAUGUAUGAUAAACAGUUGAAUAAUUUGUCCUCA
Molecule: messenger RNA, 5647 nt
Organism: Serinus canaria (Common canary)
Lineage: Eukaryota; Metazoa; Chordata; Aves; Passeriformes; Fringillidae
Gene: DYRK1A
Product: dual specificity tyrosine phosphorylation regulated kinase 1A
Exons: 12
Coding region: 496-2772 (758 amino acids)
Biological process (GO): protein autophosphorylation; positive regulation of DNA-templated transcription; peptidyl-serine phosphorylation
Cellular component (GO): nucleus
Molecular function (GO): protein serine/threonine kinase activity; ATP binding; transcription coactivator activity
Source: RefSeq, a predicted model, not a curated record